AUGUGGUUGCCACAGAUUUCCAUGCUCCCCUUCGUGAUGCUAUGCACGGCAUCCACAAGUGCUUUGUGGUGUACGCCAGAAGGAGUUGUGCUUUCACUUGGGCCUGUCCCUCUAUGCAUCUUCAGACGGCGAAUUCCAUACAGGGACAUCACUUCCGUUGCAGUCGUGCGUGGACGCAAGUCGGUUGCAACUACAAUGGCAAAGAACUUCUUGCGGCUAUGGCAACCCUUUGGGUACGUUUAUGCAUUAACGCUGGGCAAGGAUGUUGUCGACAUUCGGCUUCGUCACUGCAAGGAGAAGGGGGUUGCGGACUCAAGUUCACCCGCUCUUCCAGAGAAUCUUCCAAGCAGCUGGCUGCCUUGGCAUUGUUGCAACUCCUGCACGCUUCUGGUCUCCGUGGAUAAGGCAGAUGAUGUGGUCGCCCACGCCCAGUUCCGUUCAGAGCAUGGUCCGCUCGCGCCGUUGCCCGAUUCUCUUCGCAGCAAUGAAGUCCAGGCAACGGCCAAGAAAUGGGUAGUCUGUGACAUCUUCGAAAUGUUGCUUUCGUGGCAUGCGCGCAACCGAGUUGCCUGUGAUGCCUGCUCGCUGCUCCUGCAGCCGUUCCAGGAGGUGCACUUGAUUUUCUUUCUGCAUCAGUGA
Molecule: messenger RNA, 639 nt
Organism: Symbiodinium natans
Lineage: Eukaryota; Dinophyceae; Suessiales; Symbiodiniaceae
Source: the annotation of a GenBank genome assembly